Ceratosolen solmsi marchali is the source of this 4558-nucleotide messenger RNA. Its product is annotated as protein expanded. Gene Ontology annotation, biological process: positive regulation of hippo signaling. Gene Ontology annotation, cellular component: cytoskeleton; cytoplasmic side of apical plasma membrane. The record is from RefSeq and is a predicted model, not a curated record. Bases 455 to 4192 code for a protein of 1245 amino acids. The transcript is spliced from 13 exons. Lineage: Eukaryota; Metazoa; Arthropoda; Insecta; Hymenoptera; Agaonidae.
AGCGAGUAAUCGUGCGCGGAACGACGGGCCGCUGCGGCGACACUCGUCGACACAGAGAGUAGAGUCAGUCGUUCCCCGCCGGUAGUCCCAGGUAGAGAGGUUCGCGGGCCGACUGUGCUCGAACCCCCGAAUCGAAAGAUCUUCCCCUCGUGCCGUGACCUUACCUUCGUCACUCCAGGUCGACGUGACGUUGUUUGUCUCUGUGUGUGUGCGCGCGUGUGGGCAGGAGGACCCGCGGAGUGGUGCACGAGUGCAGGAAGGAGGAGCGCGGCCUCGGGUUCGGCGCUACCACCACCGCUACCAGGGUUGACACCGAACGCGUGGAGCGUCCUCGGCCACCUGUUGCCUAGCCUGCGUCACACCGCCGUAGUGCGGCAGCAGCCGCCGCCGCCAACCGCCAGUCAAUGCACAGUGAGGACGCUGGGCGUAUCGGCGACGAAAUGAAGCAUGCAGCAUGCGUGGUAGCAGUGUCACGGCUGCGCGGUCCUGCCUUCAACCCCUGGUUUCCGCCAGCCGCUACCUCGCCGUACACGCUCUGCCCGGUGAUCCUCUCUACUUUGUUGUUGACACCAAAUCGAAGGUAAAGGAGGUCUAUGCGCAGACAUGCCAGCUUCUUGGUCAACAGGGGAUGCAAGAUUGCGAACUCUUUGGUCUGGCAAUUCUGUCCGACGGAGAGUAUUUGUUUGUGGACCCGGAGAGUAAGCUAAGCAAAUACGCACCCAAGAAUUGGAGAAGUUCUCACACCUACGGCUUGGACAGCAGUGGACGGCCGGCGUUCGUUCUGUACUUUCGUGUCCGAUAUUACGUGGAUACACCACUACUGCUGAGCGAUGAGACAACGAGGCACCACUACUACCUGCAGUUGCGCGACAACGUCGUUCGCCAUGGAGGCGGCGUCGAGAGCUGGCAGGGCCAGAAGUCCCAGCAUCCCCUGCAGUCGGGUAGUGUCUAUGGGCCGCUGCUCAGCCUCGCCGGACUGGCCUUGCAGGCGGACCUCGGCAAUUAUACGGAGGAGCGCCAUCGUCGACAGGGAUACUGCAAGCCCUCCGAUUACCUUCCUGCCCACAUGUGCCACGAGGAGAACGCACUGUCCGUCCUCGCGGCUCAGCACCGAGACAAUCGGGGACUGUCCCGUGAGGAGGCUGAGCUGUCGUACAUCAGGGAGGCGGUGCUCCUGGAGGCGCCGCUCAACGCUCACCUCUAUCGGUUGCGACGCAGCAAGAGCGAGCAGGGCCCCGGGCGCGUCUUGCUGGCGAUAUGUGCCCGCGGCGUCCGGGUCUACGGCGACGAGGAGACACCCCAAGUCUUCACUUGGAACAAUAUUGGCAAACUCGGCUUCGACCGCAAGAAAUUCGAGAUUCGCGCGGUCGACCAGCCGGGGAAGCUCACAUUGUUCAGUGGCUGCGACGACAAGAGCAAACUCCUGUUGGCGCUAUGUCGAGACACCCACCAGUUCUUCAUGGCCAUAGCGCCGCGCGUCAGCGAGGCCAAGCGGCGCGAGGAAGAGGAGCGGAAGGUCCUGCGGGACUGCUAUAUGUAUCCGGCUCGCUGCAAGCUGAGCCUGACGACGCGGGGCUCGCGGGCGGACCAGCGGAUAUCCCUGAUUUCGAGCACCUCGUCGAACACGACGUCGGGCAUCGUGAGCGACCGGGUGCACAGCGAGGACGAGCCGGACGCGGGCCCAGUCUCGAGCGGCUCCACGGGCUCGACCGAGGAUUCGGGUAGCGCUGCUACGGCUGAGCCCGAACGUCCCAUAUCCUCGCCACCCCGCCCAUCGUCUCAUCCCAGCGAGACCGAGGCGGCCAGUGGCGGUGGAACCGGGGCCACGGCGGCCCUCGGCUCCCAGUGCAGCAGCACCUGCAGCACCGUCGUCGGGAACGCGGCGACCGGCUUGAGGACGACCUCGGCGACUUCGAGCCUCGAGCUCGGCUACUCCCACACGGCCCAGAACUCGGCCUUGUCGGCCGAGCCCAUCUACGACAGGUGCAACAAGACCGCCAAGUAUGCCGCGACGGACAUUGGCAGCGAGACGAGCGGUGUCUACACGCUGCACAGCAGCGAGAUGCUGGACGAGCCGCUGGCCAACGACUCAUCGGUCCAGUCGACCACGGACGAGGCCUCCGUCACCUCGGGCUUCUACACGAUCCACAGCGGACUGCGCUCCGAGACGAGCGGCUCCUGCUACAGCCAGGGCACCGGACACGAGGACCAGGAGCCUAUCUAUAGCCUCUGCCAGAGCGAGGAUCGGCCGAAGCACCUGCAACAGGUCGUAAUAGCCGAGGGCCCGGACGGCGAUGGGGCGAGGUCACGCAGUAACAGCAUUCUUAGUACGAGCAGCUUCCGGGGUGACGGGAGCGAUCCGUCGGGGCAGGGUCCCCUCCUGUCAGCGGACGAGCUAUCCGAUCUGAUCGUCGGCCGGUAUCCGCCACGCAAGAGCGUAGGCGCCUCCAUGGACUCGGACUGCGACUACGUACGGAUGCCACCGCCACCUCCCCCAAGGAGCGACAGCGAGCGGCAGUUACCUCCACCUCCGCCCUAUCCUGGUCUCCUACACCUGCCACCGCCACUGCCGCCGACGCUACCUCCGUCGUCCUCGUCGUCGUCGUCUUCGCCUUUGGCGGCGCACGCAGGAGGGGUACCACCUCCUGGAUAUGUCUGCGGUCGCGAGCGCUUCGAGAUACCGCCUCCGACACCUCCUCGCAACGACGCCAUCACGCCCAGGGAACCACCACCACCGCCUCCGCCGCCAGCGAGGAUACAACCCCCGACGUAUCCCGGAGAUAAAAUGAAGCCGACGCCGGUACACGCACCGGUGGCCGCUUUGGUCGUCGGCCCCAACAACUACCUGGACGUGCACGCGACCCGCGCCGGUCCAGUCCUGCUGCCUUAUAUAACGCCACCCCAGCAAAUCCAGCAUCAAGUUCAGCAGAGGCAGCCGCCACCUCCACCACCGCCACCGCCGUUGUCUCCGGCCCCGAUCACGCACCUUCAGUCGAGCUCGAACCCCAACAGUGCCGCCGCUAUGCUCGCCACCGUGUACACGAGUCAGGUCGCCCGAAGCCAAAUCGAGCAAUAUAAGCAGCAGCUCUACUCGGACGUGGACUACGUGAUGUUCCCUCUAAAAGAUCCGGCACUCUCAAAGCAAGAGUAUAUUGAUGCCAAGCAGGGCUCUCUCCUUGCGGCCAUGGCAGCCUACCCGCCGCCCCCGCCGUACCCGCUACAGGCCGCCAACAAGACCUCCCUCGUCUACAGAAGUACGCCCUACCUCGCCUACCCGGGCUCCUCGCUCUCAUCCCUCUCCAGCAAAUACGCUUCGAAUCAGAAUCUCGCGGGCAGCCUCAGUGACACCAACAGCUCCGUCGGGGGCAACAACUACCUCCUCUACGGGAAUGCGAGCAGCCAGUAUGCCGCGAGCACUAGCUCCCUUUAUAGCGGUUUCACUUGCUCGAGUAGCGGUGGUGGCAGCCAGAGCCUGAGAAAGGACGCAACAUACGCGUCUCCGCCACCGCCGCCGCUGCCACCGACCGCGAGCACUCGUCAUCACAUGCAGCACGUCUUUCAGCAGCAACGGCAGCAACAGCAACACCACGAGGACAUACUCAAGAGCUACGACGGGGGUACGGGUUCACUCUCUCGGCCGGCGAUCAUCAGCGGACCUUGUAUCGGUUCGCUGUCCCAACCCCAGAUGAAGCACAGGAGACUGCCACCCCCACCACCGCCCCCGCCCUACGAUAUCCAGCAGCAGCAGCAGCAGCAGCAAACGACGCAACAUAAUCAGCAGGACGGAAUGUUAGAUAUUAAAACACUCCGAGAGAAAAGCCGCAACCUCGAUUUACCUCUGAUCUCCGCCCUCUGCAACGACCGCUAUCUCCUCAAGCAGACCAAGGCGUUCGUGCUGCCGAAACAUCCGACCGAGGCGAUAUCCUCGACUACGAGCAAGUCCGGGGGUGCGAGGAACGGGGGAGGCAGCAGCAGCAGCGGCAGCUCCAGCCGACACAAGUAUCCAGUGAGCGGAUUGUCGACGACGCAAAUCUCGAAGCCACCGAGGAAGCCGGCCAACAGCACGCACAAGCACCCCAACACCUCGACGACGUUGGGACUGUCGAAGGGCCUUGUCAAUGCCUAUCAAGUAAAUAGCUCCAGCGUGACGGCCAACGAUAAAAAAAAUCCCUCCAGAGCAUCGCACUCCUAGCGGGGAGACUCGAGGAAUCGACUUACUCGCUAAACAACCCUGGAUGUAGCUUUAUGGAUUUUAAGGGACUUGAAAUGAGUUGACUAUUGCAUUGAGCUUAUAUUAUACGAAAGAUUUUUAUUUUGUAAGUUUAAGCGCUUGUUAUUAUGUCUUUUUAAUGUGUUUUUAUUAUGUUGCCGAGAGUCUUCGCAAUAGUUUACAAAGAAUAAAUUUUAAUUCGAUUGCACAUGAAGCAAGCAAAGGAAAAAACAAACAAAGGAAAAAAUAACGAGCUUAAUCUCGCCUUGAAAGUGAAAGAAUAUGAUAUAAAGAUGGAUAAUGCCUAGUAUAUUUUACAUGUUGUAUGGAGUAGUAAGGAAAACAAAA